CGGCGACGAGGGCAGGGCGCGCCUCCGUUGUGGUAACGGGGCGGGAGCCACGGCAGCCCGGGGACACGGCCCGGCCCGGCCCGGCCCGGCCCGGCACGGCCAGGCAUGACCCAGGGCUUGGGGCAGCGCUGCCAUACGGCUUCUGCUUGCAGGGACCAGGCGAGGAGCACCGCGGCACCCCGCGGGUGUGGGACUGAGGAGGAGGCGACGGCGUAGGAGGCAGCGUUUCGUGGCGUUUCCCCAGACUGCACUCUAAAAUGGCAUUUCCCAGUGUGGAAAAAAAAAAUAGUUAUUUGGGCUAAAUGCACAGAAACACCGUGACUUGCUUGCGAAGGGACCUGUUGCGCGGAGUGCAGAGAGGUGUGGGCGUUUCUGCAGGGACCGUUCACUGUGCGUGGACACUUUCCAAGUCGCCUUUUGCCAUCUUUUUAUUCCAGUGACCAAAAUCCCCAGCCUGCCGAGUGCUUCUCCGGGGAGCCGGGGCACACAGCGGCAAGGCGCCGCAGGCAGCCCCCCCGGGGCCAUGGCGCUGCCGGCCAGCGCGGGGCAGUAGGGAGCUCGCCAUAAACCUUCACCUCACGGAGCGAAGGGGGGUCUCCGAGCGGGGCUGGCCGCCGCCGCCUCCCUCCUUCCCUCCCUCCGGCAGGGGGAGCCCAGGGCAGCCGCAGCCGCAGCGGCAGCGGAGGAAGAUGGCGGCGGCCGCCUCGGAGCAGCAAAGUUCUAAUGGGCCGGUGAAGAAAUCUAUGCGUGAGAAGGCUGUAGAACGAAGGAACGUUAAUAAGGAGCACAACAGUAACUUUAAAGCUGGAUACAUUCCAAUUGAUGAAGACCGUCUCCAUAAGACAGGCUUACGUGGCAGGAAAGGCAACUUGGCCAUUUGUGUGAUUGUUCUUCUUUUUAUUUUGGCUGUCAUCAAUUUGAUUAUUACACUUGUUAUCUGGGCUGUGAUUCGAAUCGGUCCCAAUGGCUGUGACAGUAUGGAGUUCCAUGAGAGUGGCUUACUGCGGUUUAAGCAAGUUUCUGACAUGGGUGUUAUACAUCCAUUAUAUAAAAGCACUGUAGGAGGCAGACGUAAUGAAGAUUUGGUGAUCACUGGAAAUAAUCAGCCUAUUGUAUUUCAGCAAGGAACAACCAAGCUUAGUGUGGAAAAAGACAAAACUUCCAUUACCAGUGAUAUUGGCAUGGAAUUUGUUGACCCCCGGACACAAAACACACUGUUCAGCACAGACUAUGAAACUCAUGAGUUUCAUCUGCCAAAUGGAGUUAAAAUCUUGAAUGUGCAAAAGGCCUCUACGGAGAGGAUUACUAGCAAUGCAACCAGUGACCUAAACAUAAAGGUUGAUGGACGUGCUAUUGUCCGUGGAAAUGAAGGCGUUUUCAUCACAGGCAAAACCAUUGAGUUUCGAAUGGGGGGUAACAUGGAACUUAAAGCAGAAAAUAGCAUUAUCCUGAAUGGGACUGUGAUGGUCAGCCCAUCGAGACUGCCAAGUUCUUCGUAUGGGGAACAGUUUAACAAUGGUAACUGGCUGCGCUUCAAGCUCUGUAUGUGUGCAGAUGGAACGCUGUUCAAGGUUCAAGUGACAGGUCAUAACAUGGGUUGUCAGACGUCUGUCAAUCCGUGUGGAGCUACGCACUAAACCAGAAAGCACUACCAGGAGAGCUCUCUCUGUGUUUACAUAUAUUUGUAUGAAGUAACUGCAUGCCUUCAAGGAUUUCUGUUUCUACAGGAGUUUAUACUAAUGUUUAUUACAUACUAUUUUUAAGCACAGACUCACGUUCAACAGUAUUAUGUCAUCAUCCUCUUAGCCAUAAUAGUGGCACUGUUUUAGUAAGCUUUCAGUUUACAUGCACACUGAAAUACCUUUUUGAAUUGGGGUCUGUAGAAUACAUUUAAAGAACAUGAUUUUAGCAACAAUCUUGUCUGGAUUCAGUUGCCCCUAAAAGAGGUUUUUUGCCCUAUAUCCCAAAACCUUGAGGAUUGCUGAGAAUGCAACUGCAAUCUGAAGUACUUCAACAGGAGUGUCUGUUUACUGUUGGAUGUGGAUUUUUCCACAGGAUGGCUGAAGUGGCAAAUUUUUGUCUUCUCAUCAUUUACUGCCAAAGGUUGCUGUAAUGAUCUCCCCCCAAAAAUUAUGUGGAUUACUGUAUGUGUACUAAAAGAAAGCUAGUGGCAGAUUGGCUAAUGGUACGUUAUAAUAUUGCAUUACUCCUGUCAUCUAUGCUCACAUUGUUAAAAAAAAAAAAUAAGCUAGCUCAAAUAAUACUUGCAAAAUAACAUGGAGUAUGGAAAUGUAACUUCAGUUUUGAAAUAGUCUAGCCGGUAAAAGUGAAAGUUGCAAUUACCAAAGUGUUGCUUGAGCUCCCAUCCUGUCUGUGGAAUUUAGGGAUUCUACACUUGCUUAAUUUAUGAGAAGUAUUUAUAAAAUGUGUUUAUUAUAAAGUAUGUUCUCAAAGAUGGACUGAUAAUUUGCUUGGUGCCCAAAAAAGUGUCUUCCUGGGUGCUUUAAUGGGAACAGUGUACGAAUCUAUUACUCAACAGCUAAUAAUCUGAAGCAUGACCGUAAGCAAGAGCAUCUAAGAUGCUGCAGCAUCGAAGGUCUCUUUUUCCUGUGAACGUCAGUACUGAUGCAUUACUGAGCACCUGAUAAUUCAAUUCUGAAGCUAAACUGCGGGUCUGCAAUUCUAAAGGUGAUGGUACUGGAUGCCACUACAGCAGAGGAAAUACACCUGUAUCUGGAUCUGUCAACAGCGAAACUGUCUAGGGUGAGCUGGGGCCUUAUAAAAACUCUUACUGCCUUAGAACUGCUUUUGUAGAGGCAAAAGUUGUGGUCUGUACUAAAAAUAGACUAGCUCAUUGUAAGAUUCCUCCUUCCCCCAUGUAUCUUUUUCAGUUUGAAAUUAUUUUUUUGUGUGUGGGUGGUUUUUUUUUUUCAAUAUAAUCAAACAACCUUAAUAAUGAAGGCCACAAAGGUGACUUUGCAAGUACUUUUUUGACACUAAGUGCUAAGCACGCACUUCUCUUCCUAAAAGCUGUGCAAAUGUUACACAUUAACUUCAGAAUUGGUCAUUUGUUAUGGGAAUAUAAAUUACCUACCCUUGUUUUAUAGCUCCUAGAGUACGCAGAAUUUCACAAAAGGACAAGUCAGCUCCUGCUGCAAAGAAGUUCCUGUCUAAGGUCCCAAUUCCUGCAUUUACUACAAGUCAGUAAGUCCUGGUGCAGGAUGCGUACAGGUGGCCGUGAUUUUUGGAGGGGAACCUUUAUGUCAGGCGUUAGGCUGCUCUGGAGGUCAGAGGAGUCACGUUUCCCUCACUGGUUAAAGGCAAAGACAGAUUUUGGUGCUAUGUAGCUGGGGUUUUGGGGGGUGGACAGCAGUGGAGCUAACAAAAAUGGGGUAAAACGCAGCAAAAGCCAUUGAAUUACUCACAUGAAAGAUUAUGAGAAAGUAGUAAGGUACGUUUUGCAUACUGCCUUCAUAAACUUCAUGGUUUUAGUGCAGUUAAUAUUUUAUCAGUCACUUCAAUAAAGAUUUUUAAAAACCUCUGGUGCUCUAAGUAGUACCCCAAUUAGAAUGUUUAAAUUAGGAACAGGAAAUAAAAUGGUUACAUUUUCAGAACUUUCACGCAGUUGACAAUGGCAGUUUGUCACUUUACUUACAUAUAUAUGCAAAUAUAUAUAUAUAUGUACUGUAUAUAAUGCUGCUUAUAUUCAUAUAUUAUGCAUAUACACGUAAACACUAACAUACAUAUCUGACAUUAAUUCAUACUGACAUGUACAUAUUCAUGUAUACAUAAAUAUAAGCAGCAGCAUCCUCCAAAGCCGAAAUAGAAUUUGGUCAAUAACAGACACUGCCUCAGUCAAGUACUCACGAAGAGCACAUUAUAGCUCUUCUUUGGUUAAUACUGUCAUGCCUACAUGCUAGGAUGGGAUUCUUGACCUGUAAUUAUCAAGAAUUCUUAUUCAAAUACUAUAUGCAACAUAGCUGAACGAUGCGUCACAAAGGUACUUUUAAAUCAUGGUCCGAAGAAUUGAUUUUGAGGUGUGGAUUUUUAGUCAAAUGUAGCAAAACCAGUCAUAUAAAUACCAAGUGAUAAGAAUUAUUGACUUGCUGGCCACUGUUCAUGUGGUGUUAAUGUAUUUUGUUGCCUUCAUUAUACAGUUUGAGAAAUGUUGACAUCAUAUAUGCCCUGUGUUAUGCAGUAAUUUGUUUUUUAUCUUCUGCCUAAAGUACAUUUUUUUAUGCUUAUUUAAAACACCGUGUGGCACACUGUUUAUUUAAAUCCCACAGAUGCACUUGAGAUUCUGUUUUUAAAAGUACAUUCUACAUGCUCUGUGUCAAAAUACCAUACUGGUUACGCUGAAAUUCCAUGUGAUGAAUUCUCAGCAUUUGUAAAGGUGGUUGUUGUUUCAAUAGGCGGAAGACAAUUGGAUUUCUGAUCUUUGUUUUGAAAUGAAACACUAAAUUCUAAGACACAGCUGUGGUUUUGAAGUGUUAUUGUAAUAAUACAGUCUCUGAUUAAAAGACGUUGUUUUAUUGACAGUGAAA
This is a messenger RNA of Cygnus olor (mute swan), 4544 nucleotides long. RefSeq names its product sarcoglycan beta (gene SGCB). The record is from RefSeq and is a predicted model, not a curated record. Bases 690 to 1637 code for a protein of 315 amino acids. Gene Ontology annotation, biological process: muscle organ development. The transcript has 6 exons. Lineage: Eukaryota; Metazoa; Chordata; Aves; Anseriformes; Anatidae. Gene Ontology annotation, cellular component: sarcolemma; sarcoglycan complex.